AAAAAAACGUAUUGUUUAAAUUUACACAAUGUAGUCAUACGCAGUACAUGGAACAAUUAUCACAAAAUAAAAUUGACUAUAUUAGAAAACAUAACUAACAUGUAGAUUCAGGGUGAUAAUCAGCAAAUAAAGACACAAUCGCAUGUGUAAUUGAUAAUCACAUUGUACAAAAAUGUUGUAUCACACAAUCAGUGGCAACAUUUGUUAAUCCAUAUCACUCAUCAACGGAUAAAGUAUUUAUAUAUGUUACAUAAUCAACAUAUGUUUUUCUUUCUGUAAACUAAAUAAUCAAUUAGUUGAUGACUCAUUUAAAAUAAGUUUAAUAUCGAUAUGUUAAAUUCAUCCGAAUAAUAAAAUAAUCACACUAUGUAUCCAAAUAUCAUCUCCCAAAUUUGAACAUCGACAAACUACUGUUUCCCUUAUUUAAAAUACGAAUUUGAAGAGCAUUUAAAACCGAAAUUACGAAAAGAUACGUAUAAAGCAAUAUAUUAAUGGGGUUAGAAUAAAACAGGAGUGUUUCGAAUAUUUCAAUGUUUUAUGAAUAAUAAAUUUACAGAAAAUGAGCACAUCAAUGAUAUUUCAUGUCAAAACAAACGUGCUGAAUCCUGGUGAAGGACUCAACGACAAAUGUAUCCACCAUUCGUGGCAUCGACGUCGCAUCAAAUAUAUGAAGCUUAUAAUUUUGUAUCGGACUUUUCCUCUCCGUGAUCAUACAUGUAAUGAAUUUUAUCUUAGCAAAUAGUAUCCGUUUUUUGGUAAUCUGAACUGUAUUGUACAUGAUAAAUUGCGUUUUAAAAAUGAAACUUCCUGUCCUUUUUGGUGAAAAGAAAUACUUCCAGUUAUUUUGAGGAGAGGGGAAAUUCGUUUUAAAAGCGAUUUUUGAUUGUAAAACCCGUUUAUGCCAGUACAUGCAUCACAACCCAUUUUGAACAUGUAAUUGUUCCACAAUGUAUCAUGUCGGGGCCUGUAUUGUAUUAAUUUUGCUCAUUGUUGAAUUCCGUAUGGUGAUCUGUAGUUGUUUCCAUGCACAUCACUUGGACUCUGGUGAAUAAUUGUUUCAUUGGGAAUCCAUCCACCAGACGGUCGUAUCGACAGAUAACAGGAUACUUCACUCGGGUAAGGCAUUGAUGGCCGAGUAAUCUAAGUAGUUUUUUCAAUAUCUACAGAUCUAGAUCACUGCUGGAUACAACAAGGCACUCAGUAACCGGGUAUUUUUAGUAAUUGAUUUAUUCCUCCUCUUUAAUUUUGCAUCACCAAAGCUUUUAUGCAUAUAGGAGAGAUAAAAGUAAGAUAAAAUCUAUGAAAAACUUUAAAAGCAAAUCCAUUUUAUAGUAAAAGGAAUAUGAAGAUAAUUACUUUUGGAUCAAAUCCCAAUGUAUCUCAACUUUGUUACUUAAAUAUCACAGCAGAUAAUACUGAUGUUGAAAAUUCAAACAACAACUUUCAUUGGAGAGUUCAAUGCAUCAGAUGUUAUUGUAUCUGUGUUCCGAUAGUCGGUAAUAGGGUGUGUUAACUGCUGUAAAAGAAUCAUUUAUUGUUAUCAUUUACUGUUAUAACAGCUAGAUGUAUUGUAUGGAAAGACUUUUGGGAAAAAAUAUAAUUUGAACUUCUUAUUGCUUUUUGCUAUAACCAAUUACAAUCUAAAACAUCUGUGAGUUCAGCUAUUUACACCUGAAGACCUUGUUUGCAUUCAUAGGAGAUCAAUUUUCCUGAUGUAAUAUAGUGACCAAAGGGCAACAUUUUUGUUACAUAAUUCUAUGUGCUUCCUGUUUCUUUUGUAACAUAAUAAUUAUUCUAUGUGGUUGGUGUUUGUUAUUUUUUGUACAUAGUUCCAAGAGGUUCCUGUUUGUUGUUUUUGUUACAUAAAUCCAUGUGGUUCAUGUUUGUUGUUUUUGUUCCAUCAUUCCAUGUGGUUCCUGUUUGUGGUUUUUGUGUUGAUAUUGGCUUUUUAUGUGGUUUGUCACUUUUUAUGCGGUUUUUGGCCACCUCAUUUUACACUCCUAUUAUAAACAAUUUUUUUCAUUCUUUAGAGUAUCAUGGUUAUUUGGUUAAUUACAUAUCGAGCGUGCUUUUCUUCCGAAUGACUUACUUUUUACGGAAUUACGGAGUCUAGUUUUAGAUAUCACCCUUCUGGUAAAUUCAGAUCCGGUAUUAUUGCUACCAUAAUGGUAUCCAGAUCUGAUCAGUCAUUUUUCAAAUAAUCAAGGACAAGUAAUUUAUUGUUUUGCCAAAGAAAUUGUUUAAUCAUUAUUAAUAACAAUCACACAAUUAACACACCCUAUUACCGGCUAAAUGACUAGCUUCUUUAUUAUUUCGUCUAUUAGAAUCAUAUAAAAUCAGUUAAAGCUUAAUACCAAAAAUAUUGUACAAUGCAUGAAAUAACAUCGAUUUUGAAGCUGAUGAUUAAAUAGUUUUAACAAACAUGUUGCACAUUAAUAUUAUGACUUUUUUGGUAUCAAAUAUGACGAAGCGAAUUGAUUAUAAUAUCUGCUGGAGAAUGCAAUUGAAAUCUUUGACAAUUUCACAAAGGGAGGAGACGGAAGAACUCGUAGUUUCUUAUUUAUUGUUCAUAUGUUGAUGCCAAAAAAAAGAGAGGCGGUAUUCGAACUGAUAAGUCAAAGACACACUGACAACGCCAUGGAUAAAAACGGAAAAGGACGGAAAGACAAACAACAGCCUACUAAACACAACAUUAAGAACCAAAGACACAGCAACACGAAUUUUAAAAUCCAUUUCAUACAUGACAAUUUCAUAUAUAUGCAGCCACCAUUUUUGUCUUGUUAACCUGUCGUCAAACCCUAUGCAGUUGUUAUGUAUUAUAUUUAAGGAAAUUUGACUAAUCAGCUAUUGAGUAGGACGAACAAGUAGUCAGACCGACAUAAGGGAAGACUGACAUGCAGCAAUGUACACAAGACAAAGUAUGAGAAAAAAAUAAUCACAUUGUAUGAAAAGUGCGACGUGAAGUACUUAAAAAAGUAUAGUAUGGUUUUAUUAACAAUAUUUAACUUAUUUUUUCCAGUUUGGUUGAAAAUUUUCGAAGUUACAACCGAUGGUCUGAUAUUGCCAUCAGACAAAUGUCCACAAAGUCCAAAUGACAAAGAUUGCACACAAUUUUAUUUAGGGGCUAGCUGAGGACCACCUCCGUGUGCGGGAUUUUCUCGCUGCAUUGAAGACCCAUUGGUGGCCUUCGGCUGUUGUCUGCUCUUUGGUCGGCUUGUUGUCUCUUUGACAUAUUCCCCAUUUCCAUUCUCAAUUUUACCAUACGAUACUGUACGGGUUUCAAAAAUAAGAUAAAACCUCAUACUUUAUACAAGUAUUCUGCCAAAUCCGGUGCUAUUGGGAACGUUUUGAACUUGCAGUGAAGUGUGAAAGGAGUAAAAAAUGAAAAAAAAAAAAACCACGUUAUAAAUUGCAUGCGUCUGAGGCGCUUUUCUGGAUUUACCUUCAUCAGGAACUCUCAAAGCCGAAUACUUGAAAGCCAAGGAUGUAUAAUAAUCUAAACAGUUGAAGAGCUACAUAACCAAAAAGGACAUAAAAAAAUCGCCAAAUCCGUCUAAUGUUAACUUUGCCUUAGGGUUUUGAAACCUUAGUUUCUAAAAGUUUCAAAAUGUAUUAACGGAAAAUUUUAGAAAGAGUAAAAAACUCCGUACAUAUUUUUUCUGAACGAAAAAAUGUCAAUAUCUAAGUUAAGUACAUCGCCUUUUAACCAAUCAAAAUUCAGCAUUAUGAUAUAAAUGAUGUUAUUAUCAGUAAAAUAUUAGAUGUCGUUAGAUGUCUUUUAAUUAAUGUCUCAUUGACGUAUAAACAACAUUUUUUUUGUGCAUAUUAUUAUAAUAGAAAACUAUGCAUACUAACUCAAAUAAAAUUGAUUUUGCAGGAACAAGAAAAAGAUAUUUGCAACUUGGCAGAAGUGCUGUCAGCAUAAUUAAAGGAAAAAUUGAAGACCAGGAACUUUUUUCCCAGACCGAUGUCAUCGUAAACACAACAAACGCUCAGUUAGAUCUUGGAAAUGCCGGUCAAUGCUCCAAAGUAAUAUCAACAGCUGGUGGUAGUAGUAUUCAAGCAGAAUGUAAACUGAAUUAUCCACGACCUCUGACUUUAGGUGAUGUGGCUGUCACAACUUCUGGGGAUCUAAAAAGCUCAAAAGUUUUUCAUGUGUAUCUCCCUAAAUGGAAACAGAAAGGUGACGAACAGAAUUUGGAAACAACUGUGACUGCAUGUCUUGAACAAAUGGAGAUGCUUAGUUUGAAAUCGAUUGCCUUUCCAGCACUUGGUACGCAUUGUCUGAAUUACUGUCCAUACAAAGUAAUAAACGCCUUAUUCGACGCAGUCGAGGAUUAUAAUAACAAACAUUCUACAACUGUUGUUGAAAACAUUACAUGCGUUAUAUUUCAGGAGCAGAUGUAUCAAACAUUUGUGUCUGAAGCAAAGAAAAGAUCAAGGUUGUUAGCAGGAAAUCAAAAGAUUCAAGCAUCAGGUGGAACAAAGUACUUAAAUACCAACAUACAAAUACUCGUUGGUGACUUAGUACUUCAACAGGCAGAUGUACUGGUAUACUCCAGUCCACAUAAUAUGAAACUCAUCACGGGAACCGGACUUUCAACAGAAAUACUGAAAUCCGCUGGAUCAGAUAUCCAAGAUGAACUGAAUCGUAUGUAUAAUGAGGUCGUGGAAUGCGGAACUUUUGCUGUUACUGACGGGUAUAACUUACGCUGCUCCAAAGUUUACCAUGGAUACCUUCCAUCAUUUUAUGGUCGAAAUAAAAGACCAGAAAGGGUAUUAAGCACAUUUGUAAGCAAAUGUUUGAACAAGGCAAAUGAACAUAAAGCAAAAAGUGUUGUGUUCUCUGCGCUUGGAAGUGGAAUGUUAAGGUAUCCAAAUGACGUUGCAGCCUCAGCUGUCAUUAAAGGUAUCCAGGCAUUUCUUUCGUGUACAUGGACAUGUUCAUCAAUUGAUAAUAUCAAAAUAGUUGUUUAUGGUGGAGACAGCAAUCAUUCAAAAAUUGAAAAGACUUACCACAGUGAGCUUGCUACAAUAAAUUCUGUGAAAGGUAUUAAUUUGAAAGAUACCCUCAACCAGCCAAUACCAAGAAGAGGCACAAAAGAAUAUUUCUAUUUCAAGUACAACGAAGAUCCAAGACCGCCAACAAACUGGAGCUUCUUUAAAAGUUUCAGAACAAUAAAAGAUUGGUCAAAAGAGCGCAGAAGCACAGAUCCACCAAAGAAAGUGCAAAUAGACAAAGACACGUUUGAAUCAAUAAAACAGCUAUUUAUGAAAACUAUAAAAAAUCCGAGCGCUAAAAUUAAAUCCAUAACAAGAAACGAAAACUUGAAUCUUUACUUAAAAUAUUUUCAACGAUGCCAAGAACUAUACAGAAAAGCAAUAGUAAACGGUCCCUGUAAACCACUUGCAAAACCUGUUCUGACAAUGGAAAACCUGAACUGUCAAAUGAGACGUGUGCUUGAACGGGAUAUUAAUGAAGUUUACCUCUUUCAUGGAACAAAGCAAGACAGAGUAAAGGUCCUACUGCGCAAUGGAUUUGAUGAAAGAUUAGCGUCUAUGAACUUUCGUACACUUAGACUUGGCAAUGGUACAUAUACCGCAGAAGAAGCUUCUCUGUCAGCACAUUAUACAGAAAAACAAGGAGUGCGUACAAUGUUCCUCGUGAGGGCUUGCUUAGGGGACGUCUUUAGGACCAAAGAUGAUCAAACUCUUUUGAAAAGGCCACCAUGUAAGAAGAUGUGUAAAAAGAUAUGUACUAAACAUGAUGAAUUUUUCGACUCUGUUCUAGGAGAAUUUUGUCCAAGAGAAUUUGUUGUCUAUGAAAAAGCACAAUGUUACCCAGAGUACGUGAUCAAAUACACACUAUAAAGCAUACAGAGGGUUGCUGGAUCAAGAACGGCAUCUUUAAUAAGAAAAACUUGUAUAUUUACUGAUUUUUGGAGACUGGCUUACAACAAAAAUAUUAAAUAUUUA
This is a messenger RNA of Mytilus californianus (California mussel), 5976 nucleotides long. RefSeq names its product protein mono-ADP-ribosyltransferase PARP14-like. Gene Ontology annotation, molecular function: transcription corepressor activity; NAD+ poly-ADP-ribosyltransferase activity. The record is from RefSeq and is a predicted model, not a curated record. NCBI's taxonomy places the organism in Eukaryota, Metazoa, Mollusca, Bivalvia, Mytilida, Mytilidae. The transcript has 10 exons. The coding region runs from base 3844 to 5871 and encodes 675 amino acids. Gene Ontology annotation, cellular component: cytoplasm; nucleus. Gene Ontology annotation, biological process: negative regulation of gene expression.